Messenger RNA from Leptonychotes weddellii (Weddell seal), 2354 nucleotides. It is a transcript of the gene ARL13B, whose product is annotated as ARF like GTPase 13B. The record is from RefSeq and is a predicted model, not a curated record. Gene Ontology annotation, molecular function: GTP binding; GTPase activity. NCBI's taxonomy places the organism in Eukaryota, Metazoa, Chordata, Mammalia, Carnivora, Phocidae. Gene Ontology annotation, cellular component: ciliary membrane; non-motile cilium; motile cilium. Gene Ontology annotation, biological process: receptor localization to non-motile cilium; non-motile cilium assembly.
UUUUCUGUGGCCCGGCUCCGCUAACCCUGCUCCGGUCUGUGUAUCUGCGCUUUCGGCCCUGCUGUGCCUGGGCGAGGAGGCCGUUGUUGGCUCGCGGGCCCCCGGCGCGGUUGUCAGGGCCUGGUGCAGGGACUGAUCGCCUUGACCUCCCUCCCGACUUCUCCGCCUCAGAGGUCCCUGGGAGCGGCUGCGGCCCUCCGGGGACUCGGCCCGGGGCAACCAGGGGCCCAUCCCCGCUCGGGGCUCGGAUGGGAGGCGGCGGGAGGUGCGGUCUGGCAUGUUCAGUCUGAUGGCCAAUUGCUGCAGCUGGUUCAAGCGGUGGCGGGAGCCCAUCAGAAAGGUGACUCUUGUGAUGGUGGGACUUGAUAAUGCUGGUAAAACGGCAACGGCAAAGGGAAUCCAAGGAGAGUAUCCUGAAGAUGUAGCUCCUACUGUUGGCUUUUCCAAAAUUGACCUUAGACAAGGAAAGUUUGAAGUCACCAUCUUUGACUUGGGAGGUGGAAAAAGAAUUCGGGGAAUCUGGAAGAACUACUAUGCUGAGUCCUAUGGGGUAAUAUUUGUUGUGGAUUCCAGUGAUGAAGAGAGAAUGGAAGAGACAAAAGAGACAAUGUCGGAAGUGCUAAGACAUCCUAGGAUAUCAGGAAAGCCUAUACUGGUGUUGGCAAAUAAACAAGACAAGGAAGGGGCUUUAGGAGAAGCUGAUGUGAUUGAAUGCCUGUCUCUGGAAAAAUUGGUCAAUGAGCACAAGUGCCUAUGUCAAAUAGAACCUUGUUCAGCAGUCUUGGGAUAUGGAAAGAAAAUUGACAAGUCCAUUAAAAAAGGCCUUUAUUGGCUGCUACAUAUCAUUGCAAAAGACUUUGAUGCCUUAAAUGAACGCAUCCAAAGGGACACAACAGAACAGCGUGCUCUUGAAGAACAAGAGAAACGAGAAAGGGCUGAACGAGUGAGAAAAUUACGAGAAGAGAGAGAACAAGGAGAACGAGCGCAGGCGGAACUGAAUGGAACCAGCAGCCUAGCUGAGUUGGACCCUGAACCAAUUAUUGUUAAUCCUUUCCAGCCAAUAGCAUCUGUCAUCCUUGAGAAUGAAAGAAAACUUGAAAAAGAGAAAAAGAGACAAAAUAUGGAGAAAGACAGUGAUGGCGGCCCCCUGAAACAUAAAGUGGAGGAUGAGCAAAUAGAGACACAGAGCCAGAUCAGUGACAGUAGCCAAAAAAACAAUGAGCUUGGAAUAGUAGAAAAUUAUAAGGAGGCAUUAACACAGCAGUUGGAGAAUGAAGAUGAUACAGACCAGCGAUCAUCAGAAUCAGAUAACAGUAAAAAGAAAACUAAGAAACUAAGAAUAAAAAGGAGUCACCGUGUAGAACCUGUUAAUACAGAUGACUCUGCUCCUAAGAGUCCAACACCACCCCCACCUCCUCCUCCUGUUGGCUGGGGAACCCCCAAAGUCACUAGACUUCCAAAACUUGAGCCUCUUGGUGAAACACGUCAUAAUGAUUUCUACGGAAAGCCACUGCCUCCCCUGGCUGUGCGACAGAGACCUAACAGUGACUCUCAUGAUGCGGUUUCGUAACCGAGUCACGUGCGUGCACUCUUUUAAUGCAGGCAAGAUCAACUAGAGGACCUUUUCUCAGAGAGGAAAAACCCUAAACAUUGAUGACUGGGGCAAGAUAACUAUAGCAAUUUCAGUAAGGAGAUGAAUAGCCAAAGACCUGACUGAUCUGACAAUUAUCCAUGUUAUUAACUGUUAAAAAAAAAAAGGAAGCAAAAUGACCAGUAGAUGGGAUGAGCAUUUGAAUCAAGUUAGCAGGAGUUACUGUUGACUCUGGAUUUUACAGUUCCACUCAUGGGCAUAUUCCUCAAGGAAAACCUCUUCAGAAAAAGAGUCAAUGGACUCUGCACACUUUCUUUACUAUUUGUUUAAUAGUCUUUGUUACUGUAUCUUACACAUUUUUUGUAAGAUACACGUGCAUGGAAGGGGAACUCUUGGAAAUUAAUAACCUAAGUUUUUAACUUUUUAUAUUUUUCUAAAACUGAUAAGAAUUUUAAUUACUAUGAUAUUGACUGCACUUUUCUAUAGAUGCUUUGUUUAAAUUGUGUCUGAAAUGGAGUUGACAAACAUGAACUAUACAAACAGGACAAAUUUAUAUGGUUUCAGGUAUGUUUUAUGAUAGUAUUGUUCUUGAAGUGUACAUCCUAAUUGUACCUAAUUUUAAAGUAAUACCUUUUUAAAAUAGAUUCUUAGAUCUUUAUUCUUCCAAAUUAUGUUAUCUGCAAACACUACCCAAGGAGGGUUCAUUUUGUUGUUUGCUUUCUUUUGGUGAUGAUCACAAUAAAUGAAAGAGGCUUGAAAUACU